AUGUCUUCCAGACCUCGAAAGAAGCAAAAACUCGAGGUCGACAACGAGCCUGAAAACAAACCGCCAAUCGUCUUCAAAUUUAAAGGUUUCGAGCUAGACACGAAGCUCACGGUCUUUUCCCAAGAAUUCCACGUACACUCAUCUGUCUUGAAAGUCAACUCGAUCUUCUUUCGCACGUUUCUAGAUUCGGCGGAUAAGAAAAAGUCAGAUGUCUCAGCGGCUGGCAAGUUCAGAUACAAAUGGAUUACUCAGAUCGAUGAUGAUGGUGAAGGUUGGCAUUUUGUGUGUGACAAUGCGAAGAACAAAGUCAAUUCCACAAUUCCCUCGACUUAUAAGGACUUUAACCGCCAAGAACACUUCUUUCACACGAUCAUGAGAGCUAUUCAUGGGCUGCCAUAUAAUAUCAAAGGCUGGGCUGAUAUCGAAUGCUUGACAGACCUGGCGGAUUAUUAUGGCGCCCUCCGAUCAGUUUCUGCUGGACUAGGAAGUGCAACGCUUACGGUACCAAAUCUAUUCGAAUCGCUGAAAAAAGAGGCCUUCAAGGUGCUCCCAUUGGCGAUAAAAUUGCGCAAUGAGAACUUGUUCAGAGACUGCGUAAUCUGGUGCAUGGGCCCUUACGACAACCCACAACGCCGAAAGAUCAAGGACGAGAAUCUUCGUGCAGUCGUCAAAAAAAUCUCCGAACGACUCGAUGAGAGGGUCAGAGAAGUAGAAGCGCGUAUUACCGAGUAUUUCCCAAAAACUGGUCGUAAAGUAUCCCGAUCUUAUCCCUCUUAUUUCUUGGACAAAUCGGAAAGUAUGGCGUAUGAGAUUGGAAAAGGAGAACACUCUGCGGUCUUCGGCGACAUCCUCAAAAACAGUCUCAUCUUGCAACCAGAACUUGAGGCAGGCGAUUACGAAGCUGAUAAUUAUUUUCUGAAUGUGAAGUUAACCGCGGAAGAUAUCCCAUGGGACACCAAGGAGGUGGAUUGGUAG
Glarea lozoyensis ATCC 20868 is the source of this 975-nucleotide messenger RNA. RefSeq lists its product as uncharacterized. Bases 1 to 975 code for a protein of 324 amino acids. The record is from RefSeq and is a predicted model, not a curated record. The transcript has 2 exons. Lineage: Eukaryota; Fungi; Ascomycota; Leotiomycetes; Helotiales; Helotiaceae.